This is a messenger RNA of Lethenteron reissneri (Far Eastern brook lamprey), 401 nucleotides long. Its product is annotated as reticulocalbin-2-like. The record is from RefSeq and is a predicted model, not a curated record. NCBI's taxonomy places the organism in Eukaryota, Metazoa, Chordata, Hyperoartia, Petromyzontiformes, Petromyzontidae.
CUCUGCUGCAAUGGUUUGUCCCAGUGGCCUGGUCGCUAAGGAUAGAGAAAGCGACGCGUUCACCUCGGACUUGUCAUGUUGGGACUUUAAACCGAAUUAAACAGUUUUAUUCACUAACGUUGGCAUCGUCUGCAACGUCACGCAAGAUGCUGGCGGGAGCUCUCCUCGUUGCUUUGGGGUUGCUGGCAGCGUCGGCCUCCAAGCAGGAGAAGGUGCUGAGCCAAGAGCACUACGUGGAGGGGGAACACAACCCAGACUAUGACAGGGAGGCGCUCUUUGGAGGAGAGGAGUCGCUGGAGGAGUUUUCGAAGCUGAACCCCGAGGAGGCGGCGAGGAGGCUGCAGGCGCUCGUGUCCAAGAUCGACGCCGACGGCGACGGGUUCCUUUCCAAAGGUCGGUGA